AUUUACUGCACUAUACUCUUUAAAGAGUCCAAUGUCCAUGUCAAUUGUUCUGGAUUGUGGUGGCUUGUUUGAAGGAAAAGCCUUUUUCAUAUUGGAGAACAUGUGGCUUCUGGCAGAAGGGUUUACGGUGAAGGGGUCUAUUGGCAACCUAGUAUGGAGAAACGGUUUCGGUGAAAUUCAAAAUUGGAUGUGGAGUAUUAGGAGCUUACAAGAGAAGAGAGGAGUGAUUGGGAAGAUCUCCGAAAGGUGUGGGACACCGGAACGAUUCUUUGGGGGCUCAAGAAGCUUGAGCAAUAUGCUAUCAAAGCCGUUAUGUGCCUGGGUGGAUGAGGAAUUGUGCUACUUGAGGUGUGUGUUGCUUUAUAAUGAGGCAGUCGGAGAGGUCCAGGGGGUUACAAUCAGAACGCCAAUGCAGUGGCCUCUGAAUAAGGGGUUUUCUUUUUCCUGCUGGCUCAGGAUAGAAAACUUUCCUAAAAGUGGAACUAUGGGGCUUUUCAAUUUUCUUACAGAAAAUGGAAGAGGAUGCUUGGCCGUCCUUGCAAAGGACCGGCUAAUUUAUGAGUCUAUUAAUCAGAAGCAACAAUGUGUUUCACUGCAUGUCAAUUUUGUUAGAAAGAAAUGGCAUUUCCUAUGUUUAACUCAUAGCAUUGGUAGAGCAUUUUCUGGGGGAAGUCAAUUGAGAUGUUAUGUGGAUGGAGUUCUUGUAUCAUCAGAAAAAUGCAGAUAUGCAAAAGUUAAUGAAUCUUUGACUAGUUGCGCAAUUGGCUCAAAAAUUAAUUUGCCUUCAUAUGAAGAAGAGAAUGCUAUAUACUCCGGGAAAGAUAUAUCUCCCCUUUUUGGUCAGAUUGGUCCAGUUUAUAUGUUCAGUGAUGCCAUUACUUCUGAGCAAGUGCAGGGUAUCUAUUCUUUAGGGCCAAGUUAUAUGUAUUCGUUCCUUGAUGGUGAAAUUGCAGUUUAUUCAGACAGUCCAUUGCCUGGUGGAGUUUUUGAUGCCAAAGACGGGCUUGCGUCCAAAAUAAUUUUUGGGCUUAAUGCACAGGCAAGUAAUGGUAGGACGUUGUUUAAUGUUUCACCACUGCUGGAUCAUGGAUUGGAUAAAACUCCAUUUGAAGCAACUUCUAAUUUGUUUGAAAAUGAAGAAAGUGGACAAGUUGAGCAUGCUUUGCUUAAACCUAUUACAAAAGAGCGGCUGACUGCUGACAUUAUUGAGCUCAUAGCUUCUGUCCUAGAUGAGAAUUUAGCUAAUCAACAACAGAUGCUUCUUCUUUCUGGAUUUUCCAUACUGGGAUUUCUGUUGCAAUCAGUUCCACCCCAGCAGCUUAAUUUGGAAACUCUUUCAGCUUUGAAACACUUAUUUAAUGUUGUUGCAAAUUGUGGCUUGUCAGAGCUGCUCGUAAAGGAAGCUAUAUCCAAUAUAUUUCUUAAUCCUCUUGUCUGGGUCUACACAGUUUACAGGGUGCAACGUGAACUGUACAUGUUUCUCAUCCAGCAGUUUGACAACGAUCCAAGGUUGCUUAAGAGUCUGUGUCGGUUCCCUCGUGUACUUGAUAUAAUACACCAAUUUUAUUGGGACAACACGAAAUCUCGGUCUGCUAUCGGAAGCAAGCCUCUACUGCAUCCCAUAACAAACCAAGUUAUUGGAGAGAGACCUAAUAAACAAGAAAUACAUAAAAUUCGUCUUCUUCUACUAAGUCUUGGUGAGAUGAGCCUCAGGCAGAACAUUGCAGCAUCAGAUAUCAAAGCUCUUAUAGCUUUUUUCGAGACAAGUCAAGAUAUGGCAUGCAUUGAAGAUGUUUUACAUAUGGUUAUUCGUGCUGUUUCCCAAAAAGCACUGCUUGCUUCUUUUCUGGAACAAGUCAAUUUAAUUGGUGGCUCUCACAUCUUUGUCAAUCUUCUUGAAAGGUGUGCCUUUUAUCUUGAAUAUAUAUGGCCAUAG
This is a messenger RNA of Ilex paraguariensis (yerba mate), 1936 nucleotides long. NCBI's taxonomy places the organism in Eukaryota, Viridiplantae, Streptophyta, Magnoliopsida, Aquifoliales, Aquifoliaceae. The record is from the annotation of a GenBank genome assembly.